Molecule: messenger RNA, 745 nt
Organism: Neltuma alba
Lineage: Eukaryota; Viridiplantae; Streptophyta; Magnoliopsida; Fabales; Fabaceae
Product: heavy metal-associated isoprenylated plant protein 28-like
Exons: 3
Coding region: 285-563 (92 amino acids)
Molecular function (GO): metal ion binding
Source: RefSeq, a predicted model, not a curated record
CUGAACAUAAACUCUUCUUUUCUCAGUAGUGUCGUUAAUCAUAGGCCUUGUUUCUGUGAAAAGCACGAGGUUUUGUUUGUCUGUCUCUCCAACUAACCCUCAAUUCGAAACCCAAGACACAUCUCUGCUUUAUUAUCUGUUGGGUUUCUGGUUUCUUGAUUCUAUAUAUAUAAUACACAGACCCUAUCACCCUGUUGUGUCUCAAAACUCCGAAUCAUUAUUGCUUCUCCACGUUAUAGCUGCUCAUCUUUCGCUGUGAUCUGUCGCUGGACUCUCAAGUUUUCAUGGAGAGCGUGGAGUUGAAGGUAGAGAUGGUGGGGAUCCAUGAGAAAAGACUGAGGAAAUGCCUGUCAAAAUUAAAAGGGAUAGAGAAAGUGGAAGUGGAUGGGAAGAGACAGAAAGUGGUGGUGACAGGAUAUGCACACAAGAACAAAAUUCUGAAGGCAGUGAGGAGAGGAGGCCUCAAAGCUGAUUUCUGGUCUGCUCAGAACGAUCUUCUUGACGCUUAUACUUGUGCUUCUUAUGCUUCUUCCUUCUCUUUUCACUCCUUCAACUUCUUCUAGCUUUUUCCUUUCCUUUUCAACCAAUUUCAUUUAUUCUCUUUUUUGUCCGGGAUGGUUAUAUGUUGUUACUCUUUAGUUAUAGCAAUCACAUGUACUUUUUAGCCUCAGAGAAAAAAAUCUUACAUGUACUUCAAUACAACAGAUUGCGAUCAAUACACAGUUUUAUUUCCAGCCUUGCUGCA